Messenger RNA from Epithele typhae, 4332 nucleotides. RefSeq names its product P-loop containing nucleoside triphosphate hydrolase protein. The record is from RefSeq and is a predicted model, not a curated record. The transcript has 14 exons. NCBI's taxonomy places the organism in Eukaryota, Fungi, Basidiomycota, Agaricomycetes, Polyporales, Epitheliaceae. Bases 1 to 4332 code for a protein of 1443 amino acids. Gene Ontology annotation, molecular function: ABC-type transporter activity; ATP hydrolysis activity; ATP binding. Gene Ontology annotation, cellular component: membrane. Gene Ontology annotation, biological process: transmembrane transport.
AUGUCGUUCUGCGACGCCGACGGUUCCUUCGGGCCGCAGACUCAGUGUCGCGGCUUUGACUUCACAGUCGUCUUUGAGAGCAGCAUUCUUUCGUUGAUCCCCAGCGUCAUUUUCCUCAUCCUGUGCCUCGUUUUUGCACUCAAGUCGCGUCCACUGCUGUCACUCUCCUUGCGCCAUGUGAUCUUGAUCAUCCCCUUUCUGAUGCUCUUCAUUUCCUCCGUCCUCUCUCUCGCCGCCUGGCUGUCCGCCCCCGUGGUGCUCCCCUCAUCUGCGAGGUCCAAUGUAACCAGUGCCUUGGUGCUUUCACUUCUUUCCGCGAUCGCUAUACUGGCUCUCUCGCCUACGUUCGGUCGGUCGAGAUACAUCCUCUUUGUGGCAUCCCUGUACCUCGUCGUCACCUUGAUUCUCGACACCGCGCGGAUUCGGACAUUCACUAUCAUCGGCACCUCGGCCACGUCCACAUUCUUCUACGCAUCCUUUCUCGCGCAAUUUGUGUGUCGCUUCAUUGCAAUGGUCGUGCUCGCCUUCCCUUCGCUACUCUCAUCACAGGAGGCGACGCUGGAAGGAACAGGUUUUCUGUCCCACAUCUUCGUCACAUGGGCGCUCCCUCUCAUGUGGCGGGGCCGACACUCCAGCCUGGAGCUCUCGCAAUUGCCAAAACUUGAUCCAGACAUGGACACUUCCAUUCUAUACACACAGUUCGAAGCACACUGGAACAUGGAGAAGUCCAAGCACGGCCAAGACGCAUCCUUGGCUCGCGCCCUCCUGCGCGCAUUUUACCCUACCCUUCUCGGCCCUGUAGCUCCCGGAGCCCUCCGCGCGCUCGCUCAGGCCGUGCAGCCCGUGAUGGUCAACGCAAUCAUUCAGUUCCUCCAGUCCUACACGUCCUCGACCUCCGAUCGGCCCGAACCAGCACAAUGGGGAUGGGCUCUCGCCGGCGCCUUCGCCAUCGUAUUCUUGGGCCUCGCAGGCGCGACUGGUCAAUACUUUUACUACGUGUACAAGGGGGGAGCGCACGUGCGUGCCGCGCUUGUUGAGGCGAUUUACCACAAGACCCUCCGCUUCUCUGCCGACGCGCUCUCUGACGCCGCCGGUGGAGACGCCUCGAACCUCAUGAGUGUUGACAUUGAGCGCAUCACGCUCGCCAUCGAUCCGUUGCACCAACUCUGGACAUCGCUGAUCGUCAUCGCGAUCGGCCUCUACAUCCUCUGGACGCAGAUCGGCACUUCGUUCGUCGCCGCCGUGGUCGUUACCGCGGUGUGUAUGGUUGCCACCCCUCUGCUGUCAUGGCACAUCGACGACCUGCAAGAGGUGUGGUCUGCGGUGACCGACUCCCGCGUGCGCCUCAUCUCGAGCGUGCUACACCAAAUCACGGGCGUGAAGCUGUCAGCCUACGAGCCCGAAUUGGUCCGGAAGGUCGACAACGUGCGGGACAAAGAGCUCGGCGCGAUGAAGCGCUUCUGGAAGGAUCUUGCGGUCGUCGUCUGUGUCACCAACACGGCCAUGAACAUGCUCAGUCUCUUCACCCUCGGAGCCUACGCCAUCGUGUCUUUCUUAUCCCAGUCGGGCUCGUUGGACACUGCCCGACUUUUCACAUCGUACACAGUCCUCACCAUCAUCGCCGCGCCGCUCUUCUCCGUAGGGCAAAACUACGCCACCGUCCUUGCCGCGUAUAGCAGUUUAAAACGCAUCCAAUCAUUCCUCAACGCACCCGAGCGCUCCGACCUGGCGCCCACCAUCGGAGCAGUUCAAGCUGGGGAGGAAAAAAGCGUUUCCGAGAAGGCCUCGCACAGAUCGCCAAGCGAACUUCGCCUCACGGGAACUUUCGGGUGGGGCGAGAAGAAGGUGCUCGAGAACAUCGAUGUCCACGUUCCAGUCGGGAAGGCGACUGCCGUGGUCGGUCGCGUGGGCUGUGGAAAAACGACUUUCCUUGCCUCGCUCCUAGGAGAGGCCACUGAGACAGGUGACUGCACGCGGACGGAACUCGAUGGCCCUGCCGCGUUCUGCUCGCAAGCGCCCUGGCUGCGCUCUACCCUCUCUAUCGAGCAGAACAUUCUCUUCUCUUCUCCGAUGGAUCGCGCGUGGUUCAACACUGUGGUUCACGCAUGCGCGCUCGAUAUAGACUUUGGUGCCGGCGCACUCGACAGUAGGGUUGCGAAGGGGUUGAGUGGCGGCCAGAAAGCACGCAUCGCCCUUGCUCGUGCGAUGUACUCCAGGUGCGACACAUAUCUCCUAGACGACGUGUUCGCGGCUUUGGAUGCCACGACUUCGAUCGCUGUGUUCGAAAGCCUCCUUGGUCGUAACGGCUUGCUCAAGGGUCGAACGGUCGUGCUCACAACCAACAAGGUUUCUCACCUACAGCAUAUGGACAAGAUCAUCAUGCUCGGCGAUGGCGGUGUGCUCGAACAAGGAUCCUUCGAGCAGCUCUCCGUCGCCGAUGGUCCCACUGGCACUCUCAUCCGCGAUCAUUCCUCAACUUCAGCCGGCACCGUGGACGACGCCCCUCAAGCUGUCACCUUUGACGACACCAUCGACGACAUGGACAAGGCCGACGCUGAGCAAGAGGAGAUCGACGCGAUUCAGCAUGGCUCCUCUGGCUUCGGUGCCUACCUCCACUACUUCGCCGGCGCGGGGUACUCCUCGAUGCUCAUCUACGCCAUCUUCCUUUUCGUCACCGUCGGCAUUCAGAUCGUCACUCCUGUAUACCUCCAGCUUUGGGCCGCGGCAAACGACAGUGGAGCCGUGUCCACGUCAUCAGUCUUGGGCAAGUACCUCGGUGGUUACGCGGCGAUCGAAGUCGCAUACACGAUCGCCUUCUCCACCGUUUUCUACUUCUUCGUGAUGCGCAUCGUCUCCGGGGCGUCAACAGCGCUGCACCGCGACGCCUUUGCGGCAGUGAUGGCUGCGCCGAUGUCGUUCUUCGGGGGCACAUCCGUCGGCAAGGUCGUGAGCCGAUUCAGCCAGGAUACUUUCAUCGUCGACUUCGAGUUCCCGCUCGCGAUGCACGACUUCGGGUAUGAAUCCACGCGCAUGGUCGGCAGCGCGAUCCUUAUGAUCGUCUCCGUGCCGUAUCUCGCCAUCGUCGUUGCUGCCAUGCUCGUGCUCGUUUAUGUUAUCCAAAAGUUCUACCUCGCUACCUCCCGGCAACUCCGCCGCCUCGACCUCGCCAGCAAGGGCCCCCUCUACACCCUCUUCUCCGAAACCGUCGAGCUCAACGGCCUCCUCACGAUCCGCGCCGCGCACAAGUCCGCCGACUACGCCGCCGCGAACUCCCGGCUCCUCGCGCGCUCCCAGGGCCCGUUCUACCUCACCAACGUCGCGCGCCUCUGGCUUGCGACCACCGUCGGUGUGCUCACCGCGGCCGUCAACACCGCGUUCGUGCUCAUCGCCGUCGCCCAGCGCGCGUCCACCUCCGCUGGCCUCUUCUCCGUCGGGCUCUCCCAGGCGGUCUCCCUCCAGGACAUCAUCUCGCUCGUGCUCACGAGCUGGACCCAGCUCGAGAUCGCCGCCGUCGCCGUCGAGCGCAACCUCGAGUACACGCGCGUCGCGCCGGAGGACGACGGCGCGCUCGUCCCCGCAGUCGAGGACAAGGGCGCCUGGCCGACGCACGGCGCGAUCGAGUUCCAGGACGUCGUGGCGCGGUACGCGGGCCAGACGGAGCCAGCGCUCAAGGGCAUUUCUCUGAGCGUCGAGGGGGGCUCGAACACGGGGCUGUGCGGACGCACCGGCUCGGGCAAGAGCACCGUGCUGCUCGCCAUCCUGCGCGCGCUCGAUGUCGACGGCGUCAUCUCUAUCGACGGCAAGGACACAAGAACGGUCUCGCGUCGGACCCUCCGACGGAACAUCACCGUCGUCCCCCAGGACCCGCUGGUCAUCGACGGCACCUUGCGCGAGAACGUCGACCUGAGCGGCACCAAGACCGAUGCCGAAGUCUGGGAGGCUCUCGAGCGCGCGCAGCUCAAGGACGUCGUCACCGCGUUCGACGAAAAGCUCGACCAGCCGCUCAGCGCGCGCGGGAACGAGCUCUCGAAAGGCCAGACGCAGCUGCUCGCGCUCGCCCGCGCGCUCCUCCGCCAGAACAAGGUCGUGCUGCUCGACGAGGCGACCGGCAACCUCGACGUCGAGACCGACAAGGCCGUGCAGGAGACCAUCCGCGCGGCGUUCAAGGACUGCACCGUGGUCACCGUCGCGCACCGGAUCGAGACGAUCGUCAACUACGACCAGAUCGCAGUGCUCGACGCGGGGAGUGUCGUCGAGGUCGGGAACCCGGCGCAGCUGCUGGACGCGGAAGGGUCCGCUUUCGCGCGACUCCGUAAUGAUUCGGUCAUGUAA